This is a messenger RNA of Suillus plorans, 2178 nucleotides long. RefSeq lists its product as uncharacterized. The transcript has 4 exons. The record is from RefSeq and is a predicted model, not a curated record. Bases 1 to 2178 code for a protein of 725 amino acids. NCBI's taxonomy places the organism in Eukaryota, Fungi, Basidiomycota, Agaricomycetes, Boletales, Suillaceae.
AUGUCACAGUGGGAAUCAUUACCAACAUGGCUGCAAAAUCAAGUCAAACAAAUUGAACGAGGAUCAUUAUCGUCCCUUGCGUCUCUCAAAUCGCUCAACCGUUCUAUCUCUUCUAAACAGUCCUCUGAUCAUUUGCGUCCUUACUUUCAAACUCUCAUUCCUCUUUUUUUCGUUCAUCUCGAUCCAAGGCUCGUCCCCCAUGAGAUCACUCCAGAUUCUGCACAUUCAAUUAUGCUUGCUAAGGUGUCCAUCAUGGGCAUUAGUUGCCUAUGCGGAGAGAAUCAAGGAGAAUUACGUGGUGCACCCCAAUUUCGUCAGAAGCUGUCCGAUGCUAUACAUUCACAUUGGAGUGGGGUAUCUGCAUGGGUUCAAUUUUUCUACCAUAAUUUCCUCGUCCCGCGGGAUGACCCAGUUGCACGCCUACACAGGAUCUACAGUGUAACCUCGCAGGAAGCUGCCAGCACCUCAAUACGGUUCAUCUAUGUGGCUAGCGUACUUCCCGGUGUUGUCGCGCAUCUCUAUCGAACAACGCCGGAUAUCGAGCGAAUCAUCAUGGAACUCUGGUACUUGGUAACGGACAUCAAACGCGAAGAUUGCAUUGUUGAUCCAUAUCUUCGCCACUGGCGUCAGGACUUCAACAUGCUUCGCGCAUUCAUGGCCCAUGUAGUCACCUCGUGCGUGUACUAUGAGCCUCCUAGCACUCCUCUUCCGCCUUUGACAUCGCUCAUCGAAGCCGCUGGAGGAAGGACCCCUAUGGUUUUGGCUGCUCUCAAAUGCCUACGUUUUGCAGGAAAGGGAGCGGCUCAGAGAGACCGCGACAUGGUCAAGCAUGACCUUGACCUUAGCCCCUUAAAUACACUCUCAUUGACGUGCAAGCAAACGCUCAUCUUCAUGUUUGCUACAAGCCAGGCAGACCCUGUCAUUUGCGAACUCUUUCUCACACAUUCCUCAAUACGCACAGUUCUCAACACGCUGGCCGGAAUAGGGACACAUCCAGGUACAGAGCCUAACCUGGAUCCUACCAAUGAGAGCUUCUGUCAAAAGACUGCAACAAAGCGGGCCGCUAUGGCUAUUGGUCAUCAGUAUAUCUCGUUCGUGCUGGCGUGUUCUAAUAAUCCCAUUGAAACUGCCUGCCAUGCCCUUCGUUGCCGUCUUCUGGAGGUCCUCCUGCGGAACUGUGUAUUCCCCUCGGAAAACCGCGUGCACAAGUCCAGGUGGUCUGAUUAUGAUAUCAGGAUUUUUGAACAGCUGGGAGGGGCGCUAAUCUAUGAGAGAGUCGUUCGUAUUGCCUCGAUGUCUAUGCAAUAUAUCGAUUCUCAACGCCUUUAUGUUCAUGCCAUGCACGAUCCAACAUUGUGGGGCUCGCUGUUGACCUUUAAAGAAAUCCUUUCGCAACGUUGGAGAAUUCUCUCUACGUUAACGCCGUGCACACGUCCAGAGUACGAACGAACCUGUGGAGGUCCUGGGUGCAUCAGUGCGAGUACCAGACUUCAACAGUGUGCUGGAUGCCAGACCACGAAAUACUGCUCAAAAUCUUGCCAGCGAGCAGCAUGGUCGACUGUGCACCGUAAGCAUUGCAGUAUCCUAAAGGCUGGCAUUGGAAUGGCCAAGGCUGGCAGGCACCUUCGGGCAAGUCUGCCGUUUAUUGCAUUAAUUGAGGCAGCCGAGUUCGAUGACGACAAGUGGCCAGGACAGCGUGCUCUACGACACAAACUGGCCACCGUUCAAGAAGAGAAUCCAGCAGACGUUCAUUCCUUGGUGAUCGAGUUGGACAUGACCGUACUCCCCAUCAAACAUCGCAUACAACCCCUUCGGCAAUGUGUCGGACAAUUCCAAGACACAAAUUGGAUGCGGAUCAUCCGGGGCAGGCAGGCCUUACAGGGCAACAGUAUACUUCCUAUGAUGACAAUAAUCACCACGAUCGAGGGCGCUAAGAGAAGGUCACUUUUCAGUCCACGGACAGCUCUGCAAUUAGCAUUUGGGUGGCCGCCGUCUAAGUUCACUGAAGAAGUUCCUGGUAUCCCACGCAGUGUUCUGUUCGAUUACUGCACCAAAGUCUUCGCGGGUUGCGCUGACGAAGGGGAUGGAUCGAAAUAUGACCCCAAGAGUACCCGAAAGGAUCUUACACUUGCGAAUGGUGCUGCAGAGUGCCCGCGUAUAGUUGGUGUUGAGGCCUAG